Messenger RNA from Cladocopium goreaui, 1507 nucleotides. The record is from the annotation of a GenBank genome assembly. NCBI's taxonomy places the organism in Eukaryota, Dinophyceae, Suessiales, Symbiodiniaceae.
GUAGAUUCAGCUGUCAGAAAGCUGUCUAUGUCAAAGAACAUGGCUGAUGGCUAAAAAGUCCAAAAAGGCCAAGAAGUCCAAGAAGGACUCCAGCUCCAGCUCCAGCAGCUACAGCAGUAGACGGAAGAGUCGGAGCCGACGGAGCCGACGCAAAAAGAGCCGCAGCCGACCUUCCAGUCGUAGCCGCAGCCGCAGCCGCGGCCGGCGUCGGCGUAGCCGCAGCCGCAGCCGCAGCAGCCGACCCCGCAGACGCAGCCCACGCAGGGCGCGCAGCCCGCCUGUGCGGCAGGUGCAGGUGAGGCCUCAAACGCCACCCAGGCGACGAAGUUGGAGCAGAGUAUCUGAGUCGUCCUUUGACUCUGGAACUGCCUCCCCUAAAACUGCAGCCUGUCGCAACCAGCCUAAGAUGGGAAUCCUCUACUGGGGCUGUGGGUUGGAGGGCCAAGGAUGGGAUCUCUUGGGCUAUGGCCCUGGUGGCUUUCCAAGGAUCGAUCGGAAUUCUGAUGCCUUGGUUGAUAGCUGGAAGGGCCGAAUGGAAAAUGCACAAGUGACACUUCGAAUGUGUGCCUCAGAGGGUCCGGGCUUCAAGCGAUAUGUGAAGCACUUCAUGAUGCUGAGCGCCAAGGCUUGUGUGGAAUUUCGUUUGACCCAAUACCAUCGGCACAACACCUUGAACCGUCGGAAGGUGUUGACUGAGCGCAUCGUGAUUGGUGGAAUCCUGGACUGCUACCACCGCCGCGCCACCAACACGGGGAUGCGCAUCAGCAACGGGUCCCCUGGGGACGACUUCGUCACCUGCCUGCGACGCCGGGCGCGCAGAUAUCGAGCCCAGGCAUCGAAGCAGGGAGGCCACUUUGCGGCGGUGAUCCUGGAGGGUGGGAGCUGCGAAUUGAGGUUCGCCGCGGCCACUCGGGCCCUCGAACGCCUUGAGGAGCAGCGGUCUCAUUCUUCACGUGCAUCGAAUGGUGCGCGGCUGCAGCGGCUGCUGCUGAUUUUGGGUGGCCCUGAUGGCAUCUCCGAGCAGAUCCGAGAGAGUCUGCGGCAAACCCUGGAAAAGUACACGGAUUUUCCUUUGCUCGGAUUGGCACUUCCUGGUGGCACUCUGCAUUCCUACUAUGCACUGGCCACUGUCUUGGUCUUCCACGACCAAGGGCUGUUGCUGCCCUUCCUCGAGCAGCAACUGGGCCCGCCGCGGCCUCCGGUGAAGCUGCAGCCGCGGCCGCCGGCGGCGCCGCCGCCGCGGCACCUGGUGGAGGCUCAGAAGGCGGAGCUGGAGGAAAAGGAGCAGACCGAGCUGCCCCCGGCCAAGCCAGCUGGCCCGUUGACCUUAACGCCUGGACCCUUGUCGCCUGGACCCUUGUCGCCUGGACCCUUGUCGCCAGUGCGACCGGUGCUGGUCCUGACUCCCAAAGCGCCGCCUGGGCGGCCAACGCAGAAGCAGGGCGUGCCCUUCAAGGCCAUGCCGACGACGAGGACAACGAGACCUCAAAAUGACUUGGCAGGGUGA